AUGGUCUCUGCUGCAAAAAGAAGCUUCUUUGGUUUGGGAGGCGAGAGCUACAACUCUCUACAGUCUCCAGCACCCUCUUCUGUCACCAGCCUCAGCAAUGUCUGCACUGGACUCCGUCCCCUGCCUGUCCUCAUGCCAUUCCCCCAGUCUGAGUGUCCUGUACAGGAUGAUGGGUGCUAUUCCCUGCUGGAUCAGCCAUCGCAAUACAAUCUGUCCAUCUGUCAUCCCUUGCUCCAUGACCAGUCAACUCACACCAUGCACCAAGGACAGAGUGGGUUGAAGCACGGAAACCAAAGAAAGAGACGAGCACUCAAAUCUGCCGCCACUGACCUGGGGACAGCAGAUGUGCUGGGAAGGGUGCUGGAGGCAACAGACCUCCUCGAAGGAAUCACCCGUACAGAGGUAGACAAACUUUUCACCCAGCUUGCCACGUCUGGCACCAAGAUCCACUGGCUUAAGGAUGCUCAGGGGCUGCCUGGUGCAGGUGGGGAUAACAGCAGAGGGACAGGAGAGAAUGGCUGCCACUCGGACCUCGCUGUCUCGAACACCAUAGUGGGUGUAUUCCCCAGUCCCCUGGCUGCCUAGAGUCACUUUAAACUUUGAGGGGCUAAAAAGAACUACCACCUGAGGAUCCUGGAGCCAGCGAGCUCCCAAUAA
Peromyscus leucopus (white-footed mouse) is the source of this 657-nucleotide messenger RNA. Its product is annotated as R3H domain-containing protein 2-like. The transcript has 2 exons. The record is from RefSeq and is a predicted model, not a curated record. Lineage: Eukaryota; Metazoa; Chordata; Mammalia; Rodentia; Cricetidae.